Setaria italica (foxtail millet) is the source of this 2244-nucleotide messenger RNA. RefSeq names its product probable receptor-like protein kinase At1g80640. Gene Ontology annotation, molecular function: protein kinase activity; ATP binding. Gene Ontology annotation, biological process: protein phosphorylation. The transcript is spliced from 10 exons. Lineage: Eukaryota; Viridiplantae; Streptophyta; Magnoliopsida; Poales; Poaceae. The record is from RefSeq and is a predicted model, not a curated record. Bases 371 to 1789 code for a protein of 472 amino acids.
CGCUCUCACUCACCCAGGGGAUCACGAAACGGGUUGCACUGGCCGAGACGAAACCGAGCGACAUCAAAUCAGCUGGCGGCUCAAGAUACGUACCAGAGGUGGGAGGAGACGAGUUGAGUUGAGUGCACACAAGAGUCAGGGGCCGCAAGCCCGCAGAGACCAUAGAGAGGGAGCGCAGCCGUGGCGCUGUAUCUGCAUUUCUUUUUCUUCGGAUUCCCUGGCUCGCAUGGUAUCUGGUCAGAAAGGCACAGACUUUAGUGAGCCCCCUCCUCCUCUACCCCUGCUGUUGUAACGCCCUUGUCUGCGCUGCUCUGUCCUCCCAGCGGAGGGAGCGAGAGACGCGGGCGGGGAGCGAGGGGGGAGAGGAGUAAUGAGGUCAAUGCCGCUGCUCUGCUGCUCCUCAGCCUUCGUCGUCGUCUUGCUGCUCCUGCUGUGUCGCCCGCUGGGGGCCAAUGGGAGGGCCGCGCCGCCCGGGGCUUCUCCCCCGUCUCCCGGGGCGCCUGCGGGCCAGCCCGUGCAGCAGGCUGCCCCCGCCGUCAACGGCAGCGCCGCCGCCGCCGCCGGGCUCCCUGCGGCCGCGGCGCCUCCUCCCUUGGUGGUCAUUGUGGUGGAGGGGCACCACCACCUCCGCAGGGAGCUCAUCGCGGCCAUUGUCCUCUCCUCCGUCGCCGGGGUCAUGAUCGUCCUUGCCGCACUUUAUGCGUUCGUGCUGUGGUGGCGAUCACGGAGAGGCCUGGUGGACUCCAAGGACACCCAGAGCAUAGAUACCGCGAGGAUCGCAUUUGUGCCAAUGUUGAACAGCUUCAACUCAUACAAGACUAGCAAGAAGAGUACUGCUGCGAUGAUGGAUUACACAUCUUUGGAGGCGGCAACAGGAAAAUUCAGUGAGAGCAGUGUGCUUGGAGUUGGUGGGUUUGGGUGUGUGUACAGAGCCAAUUUUGAUGGAGGGUUUGCUGCUGCGGUGAAGAGAUUGGGUGGUGGAGCACAGAAUUGCGAGAAGGAAUUCGAGCAGAAUGAACUAGAUUUGCUUGGGAGGAUUCGGCAUCCGAACAUAGUGUCCCUUGUGGGCUUCUGUAUUCAUGAGGAGAACCGUUUCAUUGUUUAUGAGCUGAUGGAGAAUGGGUCAUUGGACUCACAACUUCAUGGUCCGUCACAUGGUUCAGCUCUAAGCUGGCACAUUCGGAUGAAGAUUGCUCUUGACACGGCAAGGGGAUUAGAGUACCUGCAUGAACACUGCAACCCACCAAUUAUCCAUAGGGAUCUGAAAUCAUCUAACAUACUUUUAGAUCCAGACUUCAAUGCUAAGAUUUCGGAUUUCGGCCUUGCAGUGACUAGUGGGAAUCACAGCAAAGGGAAUAUAAAGCUUUCUGGAACUAUGGGAUAUGUAGCCCCUGAGUACUUAUUAGAUGGGAAGUUGACUGAGAAGAGCGAUGUAUAUGCGUUUGGAGUAGUACUUCUAGAACUUCUGCUAGGAAGGAAGCCUGUUGAGAAGACGGCACAAUCUCAGUGCCAAUCAAUUGUUACAUGGGCCAUGCCUCAGCUAACUGAUAGAUCCAAACUCCCUAACAUAAUUGACCCCAUGAUCAAGAACACAAUGGAUCUGAAGCACUUGUACCAAGUUGCUGCAGUGGCUGUGCUCUGUGUGCAACCAGAGCCAAGUUACAGGCCCCUGAUCACUGAUGUACUCCACUCUCUGGUACCCCUGGUGCCCAUGGAGCUUGGAGGAACUCUGAGGAUCAACCCAGAGUCGCCCUAUGCUACUCAAAGGCAUUCUCCUUUGUUAAGAUAAAAGAAACAUGGACAUGACUGGAAUUGGUGAUGCAGUAGGGCUCAUCCAAGUGGUUCAGGACUCCAGAUAACUUAUGAUGUUGAGCAGGGGUUAUGGUUCCUUGCUUGCAUCGCCUUCCAUGAUGUUUGUCUGAGUGCCAAUCUGAGGUGCUAAAUUGGCAGAUUUUUUUGGGUUUGUGGAGCAGGUUCACGUAUUGCCCUGGCUGUAUAAAGAAGUAAAAAGAAGUCGUCAUUUUUUUUUGAAUUUGGUAACUGCUGUAUAGAUUAAAGAUUUUCCAUACUGUAACUCAGUACUACCUGAAGAAAAAAAAUGUCUGCCCCAGAAUCGAGAUCAUGUCAUUGUCAUGUAUAGCAUCUAUUACCGCCUCAUAAGCUUCCGUAAUACUUUGAGCUUAAGAGCAAGGCUGAUCAAGCAUUUCAUCAAUACUGAAAUCCAUCAGUUGCUUGACUCUGAAA